AUGUUUGCCUUGGUGUUUGGGCUGCAACUGGUGGAGAUAGACACUAAGCAUGACAUCUACAUACUGGUCAGCAACCGGCCAGGCCUGGAUGGGGAGAACCUAAAGCAGGACAAUCGCACGGCCAAACUGGGCCUCGUCACCGUCAUCCUCAGCUUCAUCUACAUGAGGGGCAAUGCUGCUAAGGAGUCUGAUGUGUGGGAGAUGUUGAAGAAACUGCGAGUUGAACCCGGAAAGAGACACAAGGUCUUUGGGAACGUCAGGGAGUUGGUGACUGUGCAAUUUGUCCCGCAAAAGUACCUGGAGUACAGCCGCAUGCCCAACACGGACCUGGCCGAGUUUCAGUUCCAGUGCGGGCUGCCGGCCACCAAGGAGACCUGCAAGAUGCAGAUCCUGCACUUUGUCGCCAAGAUCCAGAGCAAGGACCCCACAGCCUGGACCAGCCAGUACAAUGAAGCAGCAGCUGCAGAGGGCCUGUCCCACCACACUAGUGCCCCUGGAGAUGCUGGGGGCCAGCCGGGGGGCACACAGAAGGAAGCAGUCAGCCUGGUCCACUUCACCCACAGGUGCUCCACCCCAUGGCGCCUUGUGAACCAGCAGCCCUUGGGAGCGGGGGCCUCUGCCCACGCGGAGCCCAGUGUCCAAGGAUUCAGUGGGACACUGCCUUUGCCCUCCUGAUCCCAGUGCCCCCCUGGCACAGCAGCUGUAGAGAUCCCUCCUCACCUUUCUGGGGAGGGGCCCAGGAAGCUUGUGCAAACCCCUCUCUCCCAAGUCGCCCCGCAGUGGGUUUCUUCUGCACAGAGGGCCCAGCGGUGACCUCUCACCCUUGUAAUUCACCCCACAUUACUUUCAAAUAAAGCCCCCAACCCCUGUUAGUGGUGGGGGUCAAUUGUGUUACUCGUGGGGUCUUUGCAACAGGCAGCUGGGGAGCCCCAGUUCUUAGCAUUGCAUAGCUGAGUGGGUCCAUUACCUGACAGCUGGGGCUGUGUCUGCUGCUGCUGCUGCAGUGCCUCCCAGUGGUAUUAAUGCCCCAUGGCAAUCACGGAGCCUUGCCGUGUGGUUACGCUCAGGGCAGCUCCCCUCUUGCCGAGCAAUUGGCUCAGGCUCUCUGCAGACUCAGGCAGUGUUGCUCCAGGGAAGCUCCCCACCCUUGCCGAGUGACUGACUCAGGCUUGCUGUGGGCUAGAAACUAAUUGAAAGCCGAGCUCAUGUGGCUAUCUGUGACUUCAGGAGCCGGGGCCCAAGGCCUCGAUCUAGCCCCACCACCAUCCUGGGGACAACAGCACUGACUACACAGCCUUGGCAAAGGAGAGAGCCGGCUUUAUUGGGCGCGAGCAGUUAAUAGUGGGGGGGCACCGUCCCCAGUGCUUCCUCAGGCUCCCGUGUCACGUCGACAUUCUGCAACGAGAUCCGGGGG
Dermochelys coriacea (leatherback sea turtle) is the source of this 1414-nucleotide messenger RNA. RefSeq names its product non-structural maintenance of chromosomes element 3 homolog. Lineage: Eukaryota; Metazoa; Chordata; Testudines; Dermochelyidae. The transcript has 7 exons. Bases 1 to 675 code for a protein of 224 amino acids. The record is from RefSeq and is a predicted model, not a curated record. Gene Ontology annotation, cellular component: nucleus.